CUUAGUUUGAACCGGAGUCCCGCCGCAGGAACAGGUGUCAGGUUUCAUCAGUUAGCAUCAAGCUAAGCUAACGCUCCAGCGUCAUCAGCUGCGGAGACUUUGUUCAAACUGACCCGAGCCCGCUUCACUCCGGCGGCCUUUUCUGGACCCGCAGCCCGGUGUCUGCGCGCCCUUUGUCCCGGGCAGCUUCCGAGCCGUUCCAGCUUCCUGGACGAGUGUCAUGGCGGAGGGAGCGGAGGGCGGCUCAGUCACCGCCGCGAAGAGGAGACCAGCAGCGGGGAGGAAGAGCCGACAGAGCCGGCAGAAGAGCUGCUGCAGCCGGGUGAAUCUGGAGAAAGUUCUGGGAAUCAGCACAGCCAGCAGCAGCGGUCUGACCUCUGACCCCAACUCUGGGCUCAUCGCCUAUCCUGCAGGGUGUGUCAUCGUGCUGCUUCACCCAAAGAAGAACAAACAGAGUCACAUCAUCAACACGUCCAGGAAACCCUUCAGUGCUGUGGCCUUCUCUCAUGAUGGGAAACACCUGGUCACUGGUGAGAGCGGUCACAUGCCCUGUGUAAGGGUGUGGGAGGUGGGUGGCGGUCAGGUGGCCGAGGUUCAGUGUCAUAAAUAUGGAAUUUCGUGCGUAGCGUUCUCCACCAACAGCUGUUACAUCGUCUCGGUGGGAUAUCAACACGACAUGACUGUUAGUGUGUGGGACUGGAGGAAAGGUUCCAUCAUCGCCUCUAACAAAGUGUCCAGCAGAGUCUUCGCCGUCUCCUUCUCUCAGGACAACAGCUACUUCAUCACUGCAGGAAACAGACACGUCAAGUUCUGGUACCUGGACGCCUCCAAAGAACGACGGGUGAACAGCACGGUGCCUCUGAUUGGUCGUUCAGGGUUGCUAGGUGAACAUAAGAACUGCGUGUUCAGUGGAGUGGCGUGUGGGCGUGGCCUCACGGCGUCCAGCACCUACUGCAUUACCAGCACCGGUCUGCUGUGUCUGUUCAACAGCAGCCGACAGCUGGAGGCCUGGGUCAACCUCAAGACGGCGUCGGCGAGUUGUCUGUCCGUCGGUGAGGACCACGUCUUCUGUGGCUGCGCAGACGGUCUGAUCAGAGUGUUCAAUCUGUUAAACCUUCAGUACGUCACCACGCUGCAGCGACCUCACAGACUGGGAGUCGACAUUAGUCAGAGCCAGCACAGCAGCCUGUUUCCUGUCAGUCCAGAUGCUCACUUCCCUGACACCUUGGCUCUGACCUUUGACCCUGCUGCCAAACACCUGACCUGCGUAUAUGACGACCACAGUUUGUAUGUGUGGGACGUCAAAGACGUGAGGAACGCAGGGAAGCUGUACUCCGCCAUGUACCACAGCGGCUGUGUGUGGAGCGUCGAGGUGUAUCCUCAGCUGUCAGACGUGUCCCAGGCGUGUCUGCCUCCCUCCUCCUUUCUCACCUGCUCAUCUGACAACACCAUCAGAGUGUGGCACACCGACCCGCCCACCGCCGCCCCCCCACACAGGAACCUGUACAGCAAUGACCUGUCAAGGAUUGUGUAUGUGGGCGAGAACACGCAGCACCUGCAGGCAGAGGGGAGGAAGGCAGAGGCAGCAGGGGCUGAUGGGAAGUGCGGGAUCAGAGUGCUGGCUAUCAGUCCGGACGGACGACACCUGGCUGCAGGAGACCGCUGUGGAAAUCUUCAUAUCUUCGCUCUAGAGUUUCUGGACGAGCUGGUGAAGAUCGAGGCUCAUGACUCUGAGGUUUUGUGUCUGGAGUUCUCGCCGACGUCUACAGGUGUGAAGCUUUUGGCGUCAGCCAGCCGGGACCGACUGAUCCACAUCUUCAACCUGGAGAAGAACUACAGUCUGGAACAGACUCUGAACGACCACUCAGCCUCCAUCACUGCCGUCAAGUUCACAGGUGAGAGUCCAGAGGUUCAGAUGGUGAGCUGUGGAGCUGACAAAAGCAUCUACUUCCAGACGGCCGAACAGACGGUGGAGGGUUUGUCUUUCUCCAGGAGUCAUCACGUGGUGGAGAAGACGACGCUGUACGACAUGGACCUGGACUCCUCGAAAACACAUGUAGUCAUCGCCUGUCAGGACCGAAACAUCAGAGUUUAUGAUGUGGAAACUGGGAAGUUGAAGAAGUGUUUGAAAGGUUCGUCCAGCGAUGAAGGAGCUCUGCUAAAGGUUCAGAUGGACCCGUCUGGGAGUUUCUUCGCCACCAGCUGCUCAGAUAAAAAUAUCACCAUCUUUGACUACGAGUCAGGAGAGUGUGUCGCCACCCUGUUCGGACAUUCAGAGAUCGUCACCUGUAUGAGGUUCAGUCAGGACUGUCGACACCUCAUCACUGUGUCAGGAGACAGUUGUGUGUUUGUGUGGCGACUGGACGCUCAGAUGACCUCCACCAUGAGGAAGAGGCGGGGCCUCAGACUGAGAGUUGCACCUGACACCCGCCACCAAAAACCUCUGAACAUCAGGAGGGAGACGUUCAUCACUGUUCCCUCAUCUCAGCUGCAUCAGACGGAGGAAGAGGAAGAGGAGUCGGACCUCAGUACUCCGGCCAGACUGGACUUUGCUCAGGAUUCAGUUCCGCAGCUUCAGACCAACGGGAAACUGCCCCUGUGGUUCAGAAAAGUGCAGAGUCAGGGCGGAGCCUCCACUGCCGACCAACCGGAUGCUGGGCCUCGUCAGAGUCGCAGUCGGUGGACGGAGCAGCUGAACCCUCUGACUAUCUGCUCCAACUGCUCCCCGAGUCCCACCAAGAGUCCAGAGGAGGAGGAGGACGACGACGAAGACUUCCACCCCCAGAGUCUGGAGAGUUUGCUGGGAGAGAACCAAGAGGAAGAAGAAGAAGAAGAGGAUGACGAAGACUUCCACCCCCAGACUCUGGAGAGUCUCCUGAAAGAUGGAGAGGAAGACAAGAAGGAGGUGCUGCAGCCUGCAGGGGAGAACAGGACCAGCUAUGUCCUCCACCCCAGCAGCAGCGCCACCGACAGGAAAUUUGACGCUGAAGCCGUCCCCGACACACAGACAUCUCUGACCCAGCUGGAGGGCAGAGAUCAGGGGGCGGAGCCAGUGUGGAGAACUCAGCUGAGCCCAGACUCCGCCUGCUCCGAGGGAUCUGCAGGAAGCAUGGAGCAGCCUCAUGAUGCCGACACAGACUCUCUGAGUCAGGGCAGCUCUGUGGGCAGUUUGGGUCCAGAGGACGACGACGACAGGAACUUGUUAAAGAACCACUUUGACACGCUGGCGUCGAGUCAGAGUGAAGAGAAGUUCGACACUGACCUCAGGACUCUGCAGCCUCCGGAGGAAAAACACUUCCUGAACCCUCGACUCAGCAUCUCCGCCCGCUUCCUGUCCCGAUUCCAGGACAGACUCAGGGUCUGGCCGAGUCGAGCUCCACCUCUCAUCUCCAUCCCGACCAGGAUCUCAGAGGAGAGCGUCAACAACACGUCGGAGAUCGUGGAGUCGAGCAGCGACGUCGUAUCGACCGAGUCGACGAACGGAGCGAGCUGCAACUCCAGAUGCAGCCCGUCUGUCCUCCGUAGAAGAGCUUCCUGCAUUAUAUCCCAUCAGCCCCUUCACCGCCCAACACGUCGACGCCGCCGCCACACUGUGGUGGUCGUUCAGUGCAGAGAGACGCUGGGA
Molecule: messenger RNA, 3625 nt
Organism: Paralichthys olivaceus (Japanese flounder)
Lineage: Eukaryota; Metazoa; Chordata; Actinopteri; Pleuronectiformes; Paralichthyidae
Source: RefSeq, a predicted model, not a curated record